AUGUCAGUUUCACCAACCUCAGGAAGUCUACACGAAGAACAUUUAAUUGAACAAUCAUUAGAACAAGAAGAACAGCCACCAUCUCCAUCAAGUCAAACUAAAAUGUUAUUUGGUACAAAAUUAGAACGAGAAAGCUAUCCUCCAUGGAAACAAUAUUAUAUCAAUUAUAAUCAUUUAAAGAAGUUAUUAAAAGAAGGUGUUAUUCUUAAAAAUAAUUGGACUGAUAAAGAUGAACAAAAUUUCGUAACUGCUUUAGAUGAAAGUUUAGAAAAAGUUUAUACUUUUCAACAUGAUAAAUAUGAAGAAUUAAAUGAAAAAUUAGAUGAAUUACAACUUGAAACUGAACAAAGGGCUUCAUUCAAUGUUGAAUCAUUCCUGAAGAAAUUGGAUGAAAUUAUGGAACAAGCUCAAUUAUUAGAACAUUUCCAAAGAUUAAAUUAUACUGGGUUUAUUAAAAUUGUUAAGAAACAUGAUAGAUUACAUGCUAAUUAUUCAGUUAAAGCUUUACUUAGUGUUAGAUUGAAGAAAUUACCUUUCCAUUCUGAAGAUUAUUCUCCAUUAUUAUAUAAGAUUGGUACGUUGUUUCAAUUUGUUAGAAAUAAUUAUCAAGUUGAUGAAUUAUCAUUAUCUAAAUUAUCUUCUUUUAAUGAUGGUGCUUUAAAUGGUGAAUUCCAAUCAUUUAAAUUUUGGAUUCAUCCAGAUAAUUUAAUGGAAGUUAAAACUACCAUUUUAAGACAUUUACCAGUUUUAAUUUAUAAUAAUGCUGAUAAUGAUCAAGAUGAAGAAGAUGAGGAUGAUGAAGAGGAAGAAGAAGAUUCUAAUGUUAAUAAUCAGACUAUCAAUUGUUUAUAUUUUGAUAAUGAACAUUUUGAUCUUUAUAAUAAUAAAUUAACAAAAUUAAAUAAUUCAUCAACCCUUAGAAUUAAGUGGAAUGGGAAAUUAUCAGAUAAGCCAAAAAUUACUAUGGAAAGAAAAGAAUUUGAUUUAAAUUCAACUUUCCAUUUAGAUGAUAAAAUUGAAUUAAGACAAAAAUAUAUUAAUCAAUUUGUAAUUCAUAAAGAAAUUCCAAGAAAAUUAGCUAAACUUAAUGGUGAAGCCAAUGUUAAGAAAUUAUUAGAUUUUAUUAAUGAACAUAAUUUACAACCAGUUUUAAGAACAACUUAUAAACGUACUGCAUUCCAAAUCCCAGGGGAUGAUAAGAUUAGAAUCAUUAUUGAUUCUAAUUUGACUUUUAUUAGAGAAGAUUCAUUUGAUCCUCAAUUACCUAUUAGAGAUCCAAAUCAAUGGCACAGAUUAGAUAUUGAUCAAGCUGCAAAACCUCAGCAAUUCUUACGUAAAGGUGAAUUUAAUAAAUUCCCUUAUUCAACUAUGGAAAUUAAAAUUAAGAAAUCUUCAGUUAAAAAUUUCAAAAAAUUACAAUGGAUUAAUGAAUUAAUUAAUUCUUCUUAUUUAGUUAAAGAAAUUCCAAAUUUCUCGAAAUUUAUUCAUGGAGUUGCUUGUUUAUUUUUGGAAGAUGAUAAAUUAGAUAAUAUUCCAAUGUGGUUUAAUGAGUUAGAUGGUGGUAUAAUUGAAGAUGUCCCCAGGAUUCCAAUUAGAAGUACCAAUACCAAUAUCCAAGGAAUUUCAACUGAUUUAACUGUUGAAGAUAAUUUAUCUAAAUUUAAAUCCAUGAUUCUUAAAAACAACUCAGCUAAUUUCCAACCUCGUUCAGCAUCAUUCUCAGGUUCAAUAUUAUAUAAAAAUGAAGAUGAUCUUGAAGAAGAAUCAAUCGAAUCAUCAAUUCCACCAGUUGGGUCAUCAUCUACUGGUAAAAUCACCACUAUUGCCGAAGAAGAACCUGGACGUCCAAAUGGUCCAAAUCGUGGGAUUUCAAUGACUACUGAUGAUCAAUCAUCUGAAUUUGAAGAUGAAGAAGAUGAUCGUAGAGUCAAUCCUUUGGUUAGAUUACUUAAUAUCCCUUCAAGAUUCUCAAAAUUGGCCGAUAUUGAUUCUGAAGAAGAAGAAGUUGAUUUACCGGUUGGUGUUAGUAAACCAGAACAAUGGAUUAAGAAUAUGGGUCCAAUUAAAAUUGAACCAAAAGUUUGGUUAGCUAAUGAGCGUACUUUUAAUCGUUGGUUACAUGUAACUACAUUAUUAUCUGGUUUAACAUUUAUUAUUUAUUCAAGUACUAUGAAUUCCAAUUUUGAAAAUUUAUCAACUUAUUUAGCAUAUUUUUAUUUUGGUUUAACUUUAUUUAGUGGAAUUUGGGGAUAUUAUAUUUUUAUGCAAAGAAGAAAUAUCAUUUUAGAAAGAAGUGAUAAACAUUUAGAUAAUUCAUUUGGACCAUUGAUUGUUGCAAUUGGAUUGAUUUUUGCUUUGAUUGUUAAUUUCAUCUUUGGUUGGAAAAGUAUUGCUAUGAUGGAUAAUGAUGAAUUUUAUGCCAAGAAUGAUAUGCAUAGAAGUAUUCAUGAAUUUGUUAUUAAUUUGGUUAAUUAG
Hemisphaericaspora subhashii is the source of this 2475-nucleotide messenger RNA. It is a transcript of the gene VTC3, whose product is annotated as vacuolar transporter chaperone. Bases 1 to 2475 code for a protein of 824 amino acids. The record is from RefSeq and is a predicted model, not a curated record. Gene Ontology annotation, cellular component: vacuolar transporter chaperone complex; fungal-type vacuole membrane. NCBI's taxonomy places the organism in Eukaryota, Fungi, Ascomycota, Pichiomycetes, Serinales, Debaryomycetaceae. The transcript has a single exon.